Messenger RNA from Hansenula ciferrii, 930 nucleotides. RefSeq lists its product as uncharacterized. NCBI's taxonomy places the organism in Eukaryota, Fungi, Ascomycota, Saccharomycetes, Phaffomycetales, Wickerhamomycetaceae. The transcript has a single exon. Bases 1 to 930 code for a protein of 309 amino acids. The record is from RefSeq and is a predicted model, not a curated record.
AUGUUUUCAAAACUUAAACGCCAAUUUUUCCAUAAACUAAUUGCGGAUAGUGAUUCCGACAAAGGAUUAAUAAACAUUUUAUUCUUGUCAGAUAAAGAGCUAAUUGGAACGUUAUGUUUAGAGCCUGGAUAUAAAGAGGGUGAUAUAGAAAGUGAUGUAUACAUGAAUGUUGUAUCUGAUCGGUUCCUUGCUGCUCUUUUUGAUCCAAGAACUUCUUUUGAAUUCAAAUCAAAUGAAAUUUUCCAUAUUGUUGAGCCUCAAUACGUUGAGUAUAAAAGAUUUUCAGUUAAAUUAAGAUUGAGAAAUCAUUCUACAAGUACAUUUAGUGAGAAAGAUCUCAAUUAUAUCAGAGUGUUCUUAGAUGAAAAUAAAAAUUUGGAGCAUUGUUUCACAGUAUUAAUGAGACCUGAUUUGAACAUUUCACAAAUUUUAACUUAUUUAAAUGAAAUUAAAUCUUUGAGAUCAGAUGAUGAAAUCAUUGACUAUACCUCUAAAAUUAACAGUGAAAGGCUACCAAAGUUUUUUAUUCUCACUGGAAAUUCUGAAAUGUUAAGGAUUUUCUGUAAAUUAAUGAAUUUCUAUUCAAAUUCAAUAGAAGCAAGGACAAAUUAUACUGCACCACUGGAGCUAAUUGGCAAAGUUGUCCAGAGGGAGAAGUCAAGAUAUAUUGACAUUAAAGGAGCAAUACCACAUCGGAAUUGUGUUUAUUUCUUCAGAAGCAUGGGCUCCAACCGCGUUAUUAAUGAUGAAAAUCUCAAGAGAUACCGACACAUCUACGAGGAGGUUGACUUUGAUAAACCUGUCGGUGCUUCUGACCAUAUGUAUUUAACAGUAUAUGAUAUGAAAUCUGGAACUAGUCAGAUUAAUGGGAGUAAUAAUGAUCAAUCAUUAGAAGAGGAUCCAGAGUUACCAAAAUAUUCAAGAUAUUGA